UCCUUAAGAUUCUGAUUUGAUAUCUUCAUUCGUAUCUCUCUUUCUCUUCUGUCAAAUAUUUUCCGUAUCUUCUCGAAAUCAACAUCACAUCCCCCAUAUAUAUAUAAUUCACUUCACAAACUCACAAAUUCAUAAAAACAAAUACAAAUUCAUAAAAAGAAAUUCUUCUUACAAUCAAACAAUGGAUACUCAAUUUCAUGUUUUAGCUGUUGAUGACAGUAUUAUUGAUAGAAAACUCAUUGAAAGACUUCUCAAAACUUCAUCUUAUCAAGUUACUGUUGUUGAUUCUGGAAGUAAAGCUUUGGAGUUGCUUGAAGUAAGAGAAACGGGAGUGAAUUUGAUAAUUACAGAUUAUAGUAUGCCGGAAAUGACUGGUUAUGAUUUAUUGAGGAAAGUUAAAGGAUCAUCUUAUUUGAAGGAUAUUCCAGUUAUAAUUAUGUCAUCGGAAAAUGUUCCAUCAAGGAUUAAUAGAUGUUUAGAAGAAGGAGCUGAAGAGUUUUUUCUGAAGCCAGUUCAACAAUCAGAUGUUAACAGAAUUAAGCCUCAUUUAAUGAGGGAGAAACCUAAUUCUCUAAAGAGAAAAGCUAUGGUUGAAUGCAUUUCACCUGACAGAACCAGAAAAUACAGCAGCAACAACAACAACAGUUUAUGUAGCAUCUUUUUGCAGAACAUUUGUGAGUGAAGGGGAAAUUGUUUCAGAGAAACAUAUUCAGUGUAAUCUCUCGCUCGCAAUUGAGAUCUCAGAUCUGAGAUCUAAGAAGGGCUGGGCAGAUCCAGAUCGAGGUGUUUAUAUCAAACAGACGAAUUUAAAAGAAUUAUCGAAGAAUUAUAGAAAAAAAUUUGUUGAAGAUGGAUGGGAAGUGACUGGAUUAACACUUUGUUUAUAUCAAUCAAGCAGAUCUGAUCUGAUUUGGGACUAAUUUAGCCCUAAUUAUAUAUAUACAAUUAUACAUAGGACUUAGGAGUAGUACAUAAUUUCCUUUUUGUUAUUAUACAGAAUCUAAUUGAAAUUCAUUAACCAUGUUUACCUUUUGUAUAUCCAAUUUUAUGCAAUUUAAAUGACUUAUUCCAA
Solanum lycopersicum (tomato) is the source of this 1072-nucleotide messenger RNA. Its product is annotated as two-component response regulator ORR3-like. The record is from RefSeq and is a predicted model, not a curated record. Lineage: Eukaryota; Viridiplantae; Streptophyta; Magnoliopsida; Solanales; Solanaceae. Gene Ontology annotation, biological process: phosphorelay signal transduction system; cytokinin-activated signaling pathway.